This is a messenger RNA of Anoplopoma fimbria (sablefish), 2109 nucleotides long. RefSeq names its product glutathione hydrolase 7-like. The record is from RefSeq and is a predicted model, not a curated record. The transcript is spliced from 15 exons. NCBI's taxonomy places the organism in Eukaryota, Metazoa, Chordata, Actinopteri, Perciformes, Anoplopomatidae. Gene Ontology annotation, molecular function: glutathione gamma-glutamate hydrolase. Bases 44 to 1897 code for a protein of 617 amino acids. Gene Ontology annotation, biological process: glutathione catabolic process. Gene Ontology annotation, cellular component: plasma membrane.
UCAUGAAAAAACUGUGAUCUUGAAUCUUCUUAGUCUGUGUUCAAUGAGGAUGGAGGUUUCUCCUGAAGCAAAACUUAACAAGCAGUUACAUUUCAGUUACAAUAGUUUUGCUGGCUCAUCUCAGUUGGCUGAUGGCUCAAGUGACUUCACCUGUGGCUUGAAUAAAAAACAUGACCGCAGCCAUCUACCCAAAGACAUCCCCCUGAAACAGCUGGCCUCUGGUAGCCCGAAUUUGUUGCACCGUAGCCUGUCGGACCUCAAAGAGACAGACGAGGACCUCUCCCGUCCGGACACAUUCAUCCACAUCUAUGCUGUAUCUAUCUCCUUUGCCAUUGUAGUGACCAUUGCUUUGAUCCUGCAUAUUAACCUGGGGGUGUUUGUAAAAGGUGUGGUGGUUUCGAAUCACGAGUGCUGCACUGCACUCGGCCAGAGAGUCCUUCAUGAUGGUGGAUCCAGUGUGGAUGCAGCCAUCACUGCCGCCCUGUGUCUGGGUGUUGUGCAUCCACAUGUGUCAGGUGUUGGUGGAGGUGGGGUGAUGCUGGUUCGUGACAUUCAUAGGAAUGAAACCAGGGUGAUUAAUUUUCAGGGAACUGCACCUAAAGCACUUAAAGAGGAGAUGCUGCAAAAUGUUUCUGAACUAAAGGCAGGUCUGCAAGUGGGCGUGCCAGGUCUGCUCAGAGGGUUACACAGUGCUCACAGCUUGUAUGGGAGUCUAUCAUGGGAGGAUGUGGUCACCAGAGCCGCAGCUGUUGCCGAAGAAGGUUUCAAUGUGUCCUUCAGUCUUGCUGAGGCCAUAUCAAAGGUAAAAGGUGAGCAGCUGUCGCAACGUUUCAGGGACAUGUUCCUGCCAGGUGGCGAGGCUCUGCUUCCUGGUUCAUUUCUGAGGAUGUCCAGUCUAGCCAGAGUCCUCGAGGCCGGUCUGUCAAACUUCUAUGAUGGGAAUAUCUCUCGAGAGAUAGAGGAUGAGGUGCGAACAAAUGGAGGGGUCCUGAGUAGAGACGACAUCAGUAACUACAGUGUACAAGUAGAGCAGCCAGUAGAAGGCCUAUACAAUGAAUUUAUUAUCCAAGUUCCUCCUCCACCCUCUGCUGGUGAAGCGUUGAUAUCAGCGCUCAACCUUUUGGAGGGCCUCCGGGUCAAUGGGAACAAUAACACAGAAAAUCAAACACACCACUGGAUUGCGGAGGCUCUCAAAGGAGCAUUGGCUAUAGCCAGUGGUUUGGGUGACCCUUCAUAUAACUCUUCAGCAACUGAGCUUCUCUCUGACAUGCUGAGAAUGACUCAGGCUGAAGUGCUUCGCCAGAGAAUCACUUCCUCCCAUUCCUCUCGAGAGCCGACGGCUGGAAGAGUAGUAGUCAUGGGGCCAGAUGCACUCAUAGUGUCAAUUGCGAGUUCCUUGAGCACGCCAUUCGGGAGCAGAAUCAUGACAGGGUCGGGCGUCAUUCUCAAUAGCCUCAUCCUUGACUUCUCCUGGCCAGACAAAACCCCAGGGCAACCUUUAAUUAAUCAGAACAACAGAGUCCAGCCAGGAAAGAGGCCCCAAACAUCUCUCAUGCCCACAAUAGUGGUACCAGCUUGGCGUAAAUGUGGGGUCUACAUGGCACUAAGCAGUUCAGAUGGACUACAGAGUUUGAGUGUUAUCACCCAGCUGUUAUGCAGUGAACUGUCCUUGCACAAAGAGAACAAUGGCAGCCUCUCCCUGAAGAGACAUCCCCAUCAGUGUCAGCCAAACAGACUUCUUGUUGACCCUGAGUUUCCAGAAGAGAGUGUGAAGUUUGUGGAUGAAAAUGGCCGAGUAGUUCAGAGAGUGAAGAUGAACUCUGUUGUCCAGGGGAUCUUGAGGAACAAAGAUAUCAUUACGGCAAUAACACCUCAACUAUCUGAUACUUUAUCAUAGUUUUAUGGUCCUUUUUAAGAGCAUAUUAUGUGUGGUAGUAUCUGGAUGAGCUACUGUUGCAUGAUGUAAGCUUAUGGUUGUUCUCUGGCUUGUUACUCUCAUGUUAUUGUGAUCACAAGCCAGCAGAGGGCAGACAUCCAACAUGUACUUUCUAUUAAAGAGGGCAAAUUUGUUUAUCCAUAAGAAAUGUCUUAAAAACUGAUUAAAGGAAA